AGAAACGCAGAGCGAAACAAAGAAAGAGAGAAAGAAGGUGCCUUUCCAUUAAGGAAGUAACUGAAUCCGGAAACCCUAGAGGGCGAGAAGGAGAUCUCAGUCAUCAAUGGAGGAAGUCAGAGAAGCGGUUGUUCCACAGCGACCCAAAGGUGGUGAUGAACUCAGAAGGAACAGGCGAGUUCUUCAGGACAUUGGCAAUCGCCCCAUCACUAGGAGUUUUCAUGCACAACUGAUAGCAAAGGCACAAGAAAAAGGAGUUAACAAUGCGAACCCUGUGGUGCUGCCGCUGCUUGAUGAUAAGGUAGCUCUCAAUCGAAAGCAGUUUCCGGCCAAGAAGGUAGUCCCAAGGAAGGAAAUUGAAAAGCCAAAAACUGAGGCCGUGGUUGUUAUAAGUUCUGAUGAAGAAGAAGAAAAGAAGGAACCUGUUAAUCGAUGCAAGCCAGAAGAAGUGAGGAAGGAAGUCAAGACUUUGACUUCAAUCCUCACAGCUCGAAGCAAGGCUAUGGCUGUUGGAGUGAACACCAAGCCGAAAGAAAAGAUUGUUGAAAUCGAUUCAGCUGAUGUCAACGAUGAAUUAGCAGUGGUUGAAUACAUUGAUGACUUGUACAAGUUCUACAAGCUCACCGAAAAUGAUAGCCGAGUUCAUGAUUACAUGGAGUCACAGCCAGACAUAAACUCGAAGAUGAGAUCAAUUCUCGUAGACUGGUUGGUAGAGGUUCACAAGAAAUUCGAGCUGAUGCCUGAAACCUUCUACCUGACUGUGAACAUACUUGAUCGGUACCUUUCGAUGAAGAUCGUUUCUAGGAGGGAACUUCAGCUAGUUGGCAUUAGUUCUAUGGUCAUAGCAUCCAAAUAUGAGGAAAUCUGGGCUCCACAGGUCAAUGACUUUGUUUGCUUGUCAGACUAUGCAUACACUGCCAAUCAGAUACUUCGCAUGGAGAAAGCAAUUCUGGGGAAGCUGGAGUGGUAUCUGACUGUUCCCACCCCUUAUGUCUUCCUGUCUCGAUACAUCAAAGCUUCUGUUUCGCCUGAUGUGAGAAUCCAGAACAUGGUUUUCUUUCUCGCUGAGCUCGGAAUCCUGCAUUAUCCGACCAUCAUUCUGUAUUCCCCAUCCCUGAUUGCUGCUGCAGCUGUCUAUGCUGCUCGUUUUACUCUGGAUAAGGUUCCUGCCUGGACUGAAACUCUGAAGCACCACACCGGCUACUCCGCAGAACAGUUAAGGGACUGUGCCAAGCUCUUAGUUGGCCUUCACUCGAAUGCUGCAGGAAGUAAAUUCCAAGCUGUUUUCCGCAAAUUCUCAAUGCCGGAAUAUGGUGCUGUUGCUCUUUUUGUUCCAGCCAAAAGUUUUCAUUCAUCAUCAUGAAGUGUCUGCUUCUGAGUCCAGUUUACUUUCUGUAGACAAUACAACCCAUAUGCUAGUUGAGGUGCUUUUGAGUCGGAUAGAAGAAGAUUAUCCAAACCGUGUAUUGUUCUACAAUACUAGUCUCUUUCAGUGUGUCGAUUUUGUGUAGUCGUGUGUGCAUAUCCUCUCCUCAGGUUUCGGAUUCUUCAUAGUUGUGUUGUUGCAACAAUAUAGACUAUAUAGCCA
Messenger RNA from Pyrus x bretschneideri (Chinese white pear), 1588 nucleotides. Its product is annotated as G2/mitotic-specific cyclin S13-7-like. Gene Ontology annotation, molecular function: cyclin-dependent protein serine/threonine kinase regulator activity. The transcript is spliced from 10 exons. Gene Ontology annotation, biological process: mitotic cell cycle phase transition; regulation of cyclin-dependent protein serine/threonine kinase activity. The record is from RefSeq and is a predicted model, not a curated record. Gene Ontology annotation, cellular component: cytoplasm; cyclin-dependent protein kinase holoenzyme complex; nucleus. Bases 107 to 1363 code for a protein of 418 amino acids. NCBI's taxonomy places the organism in Eukaryota, Viridiplantae, Streptophyta, Magnoliopsida, Rosales, Rosaceae.